UUUGCACUUUUAUGUAAGUUGUUUACUUUAAUUUGUGAUCACACUUGCACCAUGUUUGACAUUCUGAAAAGAUUGUUUGCAGGCCAAAGAAGAACUUUUAGUUUGGAAUUAUUAGCCAAGUUUUCAGACGUAACAAUAACUGUCACUUUUCCAGAUGGAACUAGUACAGAUUACAAGUUGGAUAGGGCGACACUUGGUAAUGUCUAUAAAAUAUUAGUUGCAAAUUCAACUGUAGAGUCGAAUAUUUGCAUCAAGGAAAAAGAUAAGAAGGUUUUCGAAGUAUUCUUGAAAUAUAUUUACCAAUACAUUUCAUAUGAUGAUCUUGAUGAAUUAACAGUAAGACAAAUCGAUGGUUUGUAUCUUAUGUCAAAAACAUAUGAAAUUGCUGAAUUGUCAAUUAUUUGCAAGUACCUCUUAGGACUAGAGCUGAACGUUGGUAAUGCUUUGGAAUGUUUUUAUUUGGCAACAAAAACAGAGUGCGAAUAUAAGAAAGCUGCCUGCAUGAAUUUUAUAGCAAAUAAUGCUGAUGAAAUUCUUCUUCAUAAAAAAUUGGCUCAACUGGACGCUGGUGUUCUGAGUGAAAUUAUUAAUUUGCCUUCGUUAAAUAUGGAAGAAUUGAAUCUCCUCCAUGCUUUGUAUGAAUAUGCUUCUAUAAAUAUUAAAAAAAGGCCAAAAUGUAGCCACAUCGAAGAUAGUAAUUUAGUUACUAUUAAUCGAACUAUUCAAAAUAUAACUAUUAAAAAAAUAUGUUCAUCUGCAACUAAUCGUAGAAAUUUUGGAACCAUCAUAUAUGAACACAACAUAAAUUCUGAUCAAGAAAUAUUGCAUAUCAGAAAUUUUCUCUUGUCGCAUGGUUUGAUUAACAAAGUUCGUAUUCUAACUUCUGAUGUAAAUGAUCUAUUAUUUGAUCCAAUUUUUUUAAAAGCAUUUGACGCUAAUGAUAUCAUAUUUAUAUACGAUUACUUAUAUUCAGAAGAAGAGGCCAAACCAGACAUCAAGAGUUUGUUUAUUUGCUCAAUAACUGAACCAAGAAUGACACCUAUCAGAGCCAAAAGACCUCGCAGAGCCAAAUUAUUUGCUAAAAUAACAGCUUCUGUGAAAUUUCAAUCAGAAUUUCCAGGACGUAUCAAACCCAUAGAGAAGCUUGUAGAAAAAUUUGAGUAUCUAUGUGCCGUCCCUAUGUCAAUCGAAUAUAUAGUAUGGCGUACAAAAAUGCCCAAGUCUGAACUCGAUAGACUUUCAAUAAAUUUAAUAGUAGAUGACAUAGCAUUACCAAUACGUUCAAGGUCAAAUCUGACAAUAGAUACAUUUAUGAAAACUAACUUUGAUUCAAUCAAAGGAAAGAAUCAUGUUUUUCGUAAAGGAUCCAAAUUUGAAAUAAUGUUUGAAACAAAAUCUCCUUAUAAGAGGAUCGACUAUUGGUUACUCAAGAAAGACAACAACUAUAAAAUUUUGGACCAUGGUGAUAGAUAUUGGACUCGCAUAAAAGAGUUUGGGCUAACAUUUCAUAUUGGGAUUUGAUUAAAAUAAUUUGUUUAUAACAA
This is a messenger RNA of Ctenocephalides felis (cat flea), 1544 nucleotides long. RefSeq lists its product as uncharacterized. The transcript has 6 exons. Lineage: Eukaryota; Metazoa; Arthropoda; Insecta; Siphonaptera; Pulicidae. The coding region runs from base 52 to 1521 and encodes 489 amino acids. The record is from RefSeq and is a predicted model, not a curated record.